AUGGCCAAAGGCACCAUCGCCAUCGAAGAGGCCGUUAUCGACCCCUCCGACCUGCAGUGGUUGGGCGACUCGGCCUCCAUGUACGCCCCUGCUGCCAUUGUCACGGGUUCUUCCUCGAGCAUAGCUCACGCCCUUACCCAAAAGCUCGCCGACAUCCACACCCACCGCCUCGCACAGAUGGACGCCGAGGGCGUCGAGUACAUGCUUCUCUCCGUCACGUCCCCGGGACCCCAGGGCGAACCGGACCGCGCUAAAGCUCAGCAGAUGGCUGUGUCGGCCAACAACUGGCUUGCGGGUGAGGUGAAGAAGAAUCCCAAGAGAUUCGGGGCGCUGGCGUCCCUGUCUAUGCACGAUGCGGCGGAGGCGGCGGCGGAGUUGAGGAGGGCUGUGAAGGAGCUGGGAAUGUUUGGGGCGAUUUUGAACGAUUACCAGAGUACCAGCGCGGAUGGGAGUGGGAAGAAGUAUUUCGACGAAGAGGAGUAUCGGACGUUUUGGAAGACAGUGCAGGAGCUCGAUGUGCCGGUUUACAUGCAUCCGAGGUAUCCCUGUAACCCGGAGUUGGAGAAGGGAGCGAAGUAUGGGGACAGGAAGCAUCUCGUCGGGGCUGCUGUGCAGUUCCAUCUAGAUUUGAGCUUUCACUUAUAUGCACUGAUGUCGAGCGGUGUAUUUGAUGAGUUUCCCAAGGUGCAGGUUGUCUGUGGACAUCUUGGAGAGGGGAUUCCGUUCAAUCUUUGGAGAGCGGAUCACUGGUAUAACAAACCGGUGAAGAAGGCGUCACGGCCGUCCAAGGAGGACUAUAGCUACUACUUUACGCAUAACAUCUCGCUCACGACUUCAGGCAACUUCAACACGAAGGGUCUCAAGUACUGCAUCAAUGAGGUUGGUGUUGAGAGGUGCCUCUACUCCAUUGACUACCCUUACGACGAUAUCAAGGAGGCCCAGGACUGGUGGAAGGACAUUGAUUUGCCCGAGGAUCAGAAGGAGAUCAUAGGCAGGACAAAUGCAAUCAGGCUCUUCAAGCUCCCUCUCGAGCUGUGA
Scedosporium apiospermum is the source of this 1038-nucleotide messenger RNA. Its product is annotated as 2,3-dihydroxybenzoate decarboxylase. The transcript has 3 exons. Gene Ontology annotation, cellular component: cytosol; cytoplasm. The coding region runs from base 1 to 1038 and encodes 345 amino acids. The record is from RefSeq and is a predicted model, not a curated record. Gene Ontology annotation, molecular function: carboxy-lyase activity; hydrolase activity. Gene Ontology annotation, biological process: secondary metabolic process. Lineage: Eukaryota; Fungi; Ascomycota; Sordariomycetes; Microascales; Microascaceae.